This is a messenger RNA of Cyclocybe aegerita, 678 nucleotides long. Lineage: Eukaryota; Fungi; Basidiomycota; Agaricomycetes; Agaricales; Hemipholiotaceae. The record is from the annotation of a GenBank genome assembly.
AUGCCCACAAGGCGCCGUAUCAUUUAUCGACGACUCGACGACAAGUGGGUCCAUCUAACGCUGACGCGGGCGAUGUCAGGGACAGAGUGGAAUAGAGGCGGCGAAUGGACCUGCGCUGCUAAGAUGCGGUUUCGCGGUGGAGAACAACGUCGCGUCAUGGAGGAAGUCGAGGGUGGGGCUGCAGAAAUAGAUCUGCCCACGAAUACACUGGCGUUCGGAGAGCGGAGCCCUGGUGUGGACGCUACCGAUGCCCUCACUUCUCCCAAUGGUGCCUGCCAGGCGCCGAAGUUCAGGUUUUCGCAUGGCCCAUCUCUCGAUAUUGACGAGGAUAACGCUACUCGUUUCAAUCAGCCAUCGACGCGGAACCUCAGCCUGCUCUGCGAGGUUGCUUCGGAAUACCAAUAUCUGGAGAAUCCCAAGGUUUCGCAGAUGGACGCCAUCGAAGCCGAAGCGGUCAAACAAUUAACCCUAGACAUCCUCCUGGACAAAGAAGAAUGGGAGAUCUCGGAGGACGAAGACCCGAAAUCUCGUAUUGCUCGUCAGCAAUACAUCUGUCCUGAAGACGAGGAGAAAGGAAGCUCAGAGACGCAUUCUGACACUCUCGCUCCGGAAGGAGAUGCUGGCGACAUUCCUGAUGAUGAUAUUUCGAUGGACGAUCCUUCCUUGGACUAUGUAUGA